AUGGAAUCAAUAAAUACUAAGCGUAAAUUAAAAAGAACUCGUAGAAAUCUCAAUGAAAUAAGAAAACGAGCAUAUCAAAUUAACAAUUCGACUUUCAAUACAAGAUUUAAAACGAAUGUUGGUGUCGAUAAGAAACGUGAUCCUUUUAAAUCUUCUAUUUUCAUAACAAGCAAUCGUUUGACAUUACUUAAUAAAACCGUCACAUCAAAAACUGUAACUAGGUCCUUUGUAUAUAAAACAGAAUGUUCGGAUGGGAAUACAUAUUUAGUUAAUACUCAAUGUCAGUUAAAAUGUGAUAAUAAUGAAGAUUGUAACAGUGAUAAGAUUGACAGAAAAACUAAGGGAAGUGUUUCAAAUGGUGUUCACUUAUUUAGGCCCUUAAAAAGAAUUAAUUCUGAUUCAUCUGAUACGGAUCAAAAUAAUUCAUUUAGAUACUCUGUAAAGUCAGACUCUUUGUCUUCAGAAUUACAAUCAGAUUAUGGUGAACAUGGUUAUGUGAGAUUUAUGAAUGAUAUUCCAAAAUAUAUAUAUCAAACUGCACCCAUUUUGCUUAAAACUGACACUGUAGAAAAGAAAAUAGAAUCUCUUAGGAAGCUCUACUUAGAAUUUGAUAAUAAUCAGAAUUAUGAACAAAUUACAAAAAAAUAUGAAUUUACAAAUGACUUUAAUUCCUCUACAAUGGAAAAUAUAAUAGAAAAUCCAAUAAGCUACUUGGGGUGCUCUUAUCCAAAAUCAGAAAUUGUAGAUAUCAAAGAUGAUGAAUCAAGCACUGCAAAUAGUUUUUCCUCACUUAUUACAUGUCCUUCACCUAUAACCCUAUAUACCAUUGACUGUGAUUCACCAGAAUACCCCUACUAUCCACAUAAACUUAAUGAA
Messenger RNA from Brenthis ino (lesser marbled fritillary), 876 nucleotides. The record is from the annotation of a GenBank genome assembly. NCBI's taxonomy places the organism in Eukaryota, Metazoa, Arthropoda, Insecta, Lepidoptera, Nymphalidae.